Messenger RNA from Papaver somniferum (opium poppy), 1135 nucleotides. RefSeq lists its product as uncharacterized. Gene Ontology annotation, molecular function: protein binding. The transcript has 3 exons. Bases 107 to 1069 code for a protein of 320 amino acids. The record is from RefSeq and is a predicted model, not a curated record. Lineage: Eukaryota; Viridiplantae; Streptophyta; Magnoliopsida; Ranunculales; Papaveraceae.
UAAAUAACAUAUUUGAUUCACAUUAUAUAUGCUGAAAUGCUUUGAGAAUCGGCAGAUAUAUGUAUUGCACUGAUAGAGUUUGAUUUCUAAAUAAGAAACAGAAAAAAUGGUUGAUCCAAGCAAAUUAUCAUCGGCUCCCUCGUUAUCAUUUUCAAGGAGACUUUCCCUGAGGUUGACCGGAGCAGCAAAAAAGAAGGAGAUCACCAUUGAGCCGGUGCCUGAAGAAGUCGCAAUUGAUGAUCAAGUAGGGCAGCAGCAACUCACUCUCACAGAUACUGAAUAUCCACAUAAGAUCAUUCACCUAAAUGAUGAUGUUUCUGUCAAUAUUGAUGAUUUCGUGCCGGAAGCAGGAUACCAAGCGAUGAUAACACAAAUAGCAAAAGAUCAUUGGGAGAAGGGGAAAGAAGUGAUGGAUGGAUACAACAAGAUAUCUGAUCGAAAGAAGGUGAUUGAGAAGAUCAUGUUAAGUAGAAUCGAUAUACAAAUAUACGACAAGGCAUCUACAGGGCAGUUGAAAUUCAUGGAGGAUGUAGUAAAUACUUUGGAAGGUGAAGAUCUCAAGGAAAUGCACAAAGAUAUGGGAAGUACAGCGCUUCACCUUGCUGCCAUUGUUGGAUGUACUAGAAUUGUCAAGGCAAUAUCCAGCAAGUGUUCCAGUUUAACCGGAAUUCCAGAUAAAGGGGGAAACAUCCCACUUGUGGUUGCUGCGGAAAAUCUUUUCAAACAUAAACAAAAGGAGAUGGUGGAGCAUUUAUGCGAUGUCACUCCAAAAGAUUGCGCAGAACUCAUCACCAAUGGUACUGCAGGCGGUAGACUAAUCUGCAAUAUUAUUAACGCUGAUCACUACGAUACCGCCUGUCGUUUGAUCAAGAAAUUCCCGCAGUUGGCAGUGCCGAAAGAUGACAGUGGUUCAUGUGCAUUAGAAGUGCUGGCGCAAAGGCCUUUUGCCUUUCAAAGUGGAAGUUGGCUGACACCCUGGCAGCGGAUCAAGUACUCCGGUAUAUUAAUGUCCAUAUAUUGCUUGCAAGCCUUUCCUUCCUUCUGUUUUUUCACUUGGAGGAAAUUUUAAAUGCUAUCUUGCCUUGUCCAUGUUUGAUAUUCAAUUAGGACUUGCAAAAUAUUGCCUCAUUAACAU